Messenger RNA from Cyprinodon tularosa, 5879 nucleotides. RefSeq names its product ATP-binding cassette, sub-family A (ABC1), member 5 (gene abca5). The record is from RefSeq and is a predicted model, not a curated record. The transcript is spliced from 38 exons. Gene Ontology annotation, molecular function: lipid carrier activity; ATP hydrolysis activity; ATP binding. Bases 147 to 5174 code for a protein of 1675 amino acids. NCBI's taxonomy places the organism in Eukaryota, Metazoa, Chordata, Actinopteri, Cyprinodontiformes, Cyprinodontidae. Gene Ontology annotation, cellular component: intracellular membrane-bounded organelle; membrane. Gene Ontology annotation, biological process: lipid transport; transmembrane transport.
UCUGCCGCAAGGUUUCUUGGGAUUUGUAGUUCACAGCAGGAAGUAGCUGUGGUCUAAGCGAGCUUGUUUUGGGGCGUUUACUUAAUAUUAGUUUACGUUUCUAAUGAAAGAUGGUGGAUUUGAUGACUGAGUAGGGAUAUGCCUUGAUGUAUUUCAUACCUGAGGGCAGCCUGACAAACGCGUCCCGUCCGUACGUCGGCAGCAUGCAGCCGGUGUUUAGGAGAGAUGCUGGAGUUUGGACUCAAACCAAAAGUCUUCUCUAUAAGAACCUGCUGAUCAAAUGGAGGACCAAGCAGCAGAGCCUUCAGGAGCUGCUCCUCCCCCUGAUGCUCCUCGGUCUCCUCAUUCUCAUCAGCACAAUGAACCCUCAUGUUUAUUAUGAAGGCAUCAGCACCAAGGAGCUGGAGGAUGACAACUUCUUCCGGAACAUCAGAGGCCUGGGCUACACGCCCAUCACCAACAUCACCACCGACAUCAUGGAGGAAGUGGCGGCUCGUUUACUGAAUGUGCAGGAUCACCUGGAGUUGUUCACCAGCGAGGAGGAUCUGGAGAACGCCAGCCUGUACGAGCCGUCCAACUACAUCGGCGUGGUGUUCCUGGACAGCGCAGCCACAUCCUACAGGCUGCGCUUCCCACACCACAAGCUGCCGCUGCCCAGCGAUUAUACAGAGUCCAUCGCCAGCUGUUACAGCGUCCUGGAGAGAUGCAGAGCUGCAAACUAUUGGUUCUCUGGUUUCACCCGCCUCCAAACUAUGAUUGAUGCCGCCAUCAUUCAGAGGCAGACCAAACGGACGGUGUGGGAUGAGCUGAACCUGAAGGCGGUGAUGAUGGGCCAGCCAGGCUCCGUGGAGGUCCAGAAGUUUCCCCACGUCCUGAUCUCCAUCUACCUGGUGCUGGCCUUCACUCCUUUUGUCACCUUCCUCAUUGUGAACGUGGCGGCUGAGAAGGAGCAUCACCUGAAGGACACCAUGACCAUGAUGGGGCUGUACGACACGGCCUUCUGGUUAUCAUGGGGCCUUCUGUAUGCUGCUUUGGUGACCGCCAUGUCCGUCCUGAUGGCCGUCAUCGCCACAUACAGUUUACUCUUCCCUAAAAGUGACUUCUUGGUCAUCUUUUUCCUCAUCUUCCUCUAUGGCAUAUCUUCAAUCUUUUUCUCCUUCAUGCUGACGCCGUUGUUCAAGAAGCCAAAGUUUGCGAGCACGGUGGGCUCCAUGCUGACGGUGGUGUUUGGCUGCAUGUCGCUGUUCACCGUGCUGCUGCCAGACUUCCCACAGCUGCUGGUCUGGCUGCUCUGCCUGCUGUCUCCCAGUGCCUUCUCCAUGGGGAUCGCUCAGGUGGUUUACCUGGAAGCGCAGGGAGAUGGCGCUGUGUUCUCCUCCUUGACCAACGGGCCCCAUCCGCUCUACGUCCCUCUGCUCAUGCUAGCUCUGGACUGCGUUCUUUACCUUCUGCUGGCCAUCUACCUGGACCAGGUUCUGCCCGGUGAGUUUGGGAUUAAGAGGUCCGUGCUCUACUUCCUGAAGCCGCGUUAUUGGUCCAAACACAGGAAGCGCUACGUGGAAGUGAGCUCCGUGUUCGAUGCUGAGGCCAACGGCGCUCCAGUUGGAGAUGAGAACGUGGAGCCCGUCUCCCCGGAGUUCAGAGGGAAAGAAGCCAUACGGAUCAGCAACAUCCGGAAGGUUUACAAAGACAAGGAGAAAAGCAUGGAGGCUCUGAGAGGCCUGACCUUCGAUAUCUAUGAGGGUCAGAUCACAGCCCUGCUGGGACACAGCGGCGCAGGAAAGUCCACUCUGAUGAACAUCCUGUGCGGUAUCUGCCCCCCCACCAGCGGCUCGGCGGCCAUAUACGGCUCCCCCGUGGCGGACAUUGCAGAGGGCUCAGAGAUGAAGCAGCUGGUGGGAAUCUGCCCUCAGUUCAACAUCAUCUUUGAUGUGCUGACGGUGGAGGAGCACCUCAAGAUAUUUGCUGCCAUCAAAGGGAUCCCGCCUGCUGACGUCCCCGCUGAGGUCACCAGAGUCCUGAAGGACUUGGACUUGGAGAAAAUCAUGACGGCUCAGGCGAAGAGUCUGAGCGGGGGCCAGAAGAGGAAGCUCUCAGUGGGCAUCGCCAUCCUGGGAGAUCCUAAGAUUUUGCUCCUGGAUGAACCCACUGCAGGGAUGGACCCCUGCUCCAGACACCAGGUGUGGUCGCUGCUGAAGAGCCGGCAGGCCGGCAGAGUCAUUGUUCUCACCACGCACUACAUGGACGAGGCCGACAUCCUGGCUGAUCGUAAAGCUGUGAUCUCUCAGGGGCAGCUGAAGUGCGUCGGCUCGUCUCUGUACCUGAAGAUCAAGUGUGGCGUUGGAUAUCACCUCAGGAUGUCCAUCGCUGAGGGCUGCGAUGCAGAGAAGGUGGCGUCGUUGGUGAAGCAGCACGUUCCCAAAGCGACGCUCUGCAGGCAGCAUGACGCUGAGCUCACCUUCACGCUGCCCUUCGAGGGCAUGAACACCUUUCCAGGCCUGUUCUCAGAGCUGGACUCUCAGCCGCAGCUGGGGAUUAAGAACUACGGCGUUUCCAUGACAACGCUGGAAGAUGUUUUCCUGCGCCUGGAGUCGGAGGCUGAGGUGGAUCAGGCCGACUACAGCGUGUUCCACCGGGAGCCGGCGGAGGACGACGGCGACGCGUUGUCUGUGGACGACACCGACCAGCGGCUGCUCACCUUCUCAGACAGCAAGUCGGACAUGGUGUCGGGUCACGCUCUGUGGAGGCAGCAGUUCAGCGCCGUGGCCUGGCUGCACAUGCUCAACGUGCGGCGGGAGUGGAAGGCCUACCUUUACACCCUGGUUCUCUUCCUGCUCUUCUUCUCUGCGAUUCUGGUCGUGUCGCUGGUGAGCGGAAACAUCCAGAUCCACUCACAGGAGCGGGAGUUUCAGCCCAUCUACCUGCUGAAGAAGAACGAGGCGCCUCACAGAUACGUCACCAGCCUCCUGGUCAAGAACUCGACCGACUCUGAUAUUUCUGACUUCAUCCACAACCUGGAAUCCCAGGAUAUCAAGGUGGAGUUGAUGAAGCAGACCGACUACAUGGCUGCGGCGCCGCACAGCGCCGCCGUGGAGGUCUCCGGGUCCAGUAAGGGUUUCAGCUACAGCAUCGCUUUCAACAGCACCACCGUUCACUCGCUGCCCAUGGCCGCCAACGUCCUGAGCAACGCCCUCCUCAGAGGCCUGAACGGAACCGGCCAGAUCCGGACCUGGACCAAACCCUUUGAUUAUCAAAUCCCGGACAUCACGUCCUACGCUCUGGUCUACAUAGAGGCCAUCAUGCUGGGGAUGCUGGCGGCCGGAAUGCCGGCGUAUUUCGCAAUGGAUCACACCCGGGAUCGUGAGAUAAAGUGCCGCUCAACGCUGCGGAUCUCCGGCCUGCUGCCCUCGGCCUACUGGUGCGGCCAGGCGGCCGUGGACGUCCCCUUCUACUACCUCAUCCUGUCCUCCAUGAACCUCAUCCUCUUCUCCUUCCACUCUGCAAACCUGCCCACAACCAGCAACCUCACAGCCGCGGUCCUCUGCACCAUUGGCUUCGGCCCGGCCAUGAUCCUCUUCACCUACGUGGUUUCCUUCGGGUUCGCACGAGUUCAGAGCAACAGAGACUUCUUCUCGUUCAUCUCCAUGAUGGUGUGCGUGGUGUCGGCCUCCAUCGUCCAGCUGUUCUUUCUGGUGGAACUCCCUGAAAUGGCCAGAUCGCUGCACAACGUCCUGUGCCUGUUGAUCCCCCUCUACCCUCUGAUGGGCUGCCUCAGCUGCAUCACCAAGGCAACGUUCCUUCCCAUUCUGUAUGAGGAGAACUUCCUGUGGAAAAGUCUGCUGAUUUCCGUUGUGGCUCCCUACCUGCAGUGCAUCGUCCUGCUGUUCCUGUUGCGCUGGCUGGAGGUCCGGUACGGAGGGCGGGCGAUGAAGAGCGACCAGCUGUGCAGGAUCUCAUCGCGGCCGAAGCCCAAACCGGAGUGCAGCUCAGAGGAAGGGCUCAACGAGGAUGAGGACGUUUGCAUGGAGAAGGCCAGAGUGAAGGAGGCGCUAACCUGUCAGGCCUGCGAGGAGAAACCGAUGGUGGUCGUUAGUAACCUGAGAAAGGAGUUCCAGUGCCAGAAAGAAGGCUUCUCUCUCACCAAGAAGACUAAAGUGGCCACUAAGAACGUAUCCUUCUGUGUUGGCAAAGGGGAAGUUCUGGGACUGCUGGGCCCCAACGGAGCAGGGAAGACCACGGUCAUGCACAUGCUGUCAGGCGACACGGACCCCACGGCCGGCCGGAUCCUGAUGGGAGACUACAGCGCCGACUUCAGUCCGCUGGACGAUCCUCUGGACCAUGUGGGCUACUGUCCCCAGGUCAACCCUCUUUGGCCCCGGAUCACCCUGCAGGAACACCUGGAGAUCUACGCCGCCAUUAAAGGGCUGAAGGGCCACGAGGUCCCGGGCAUCAUCAAACGAGUGUCUAAUGCGUUGGAGCUGAAGGAGCAUCUAGAUAAACCGGCAAAGAGUCUCUCUGCAGGACUGAAACGGAAGCUGUGCUUCGCUCUGAGCAUGAUCGGAAACCCGCAGAUUGUCCUGCUGGACGAGCCGUCGUCAGGAAUGGAUCCCAAGUCCAAGCAGCGGAUGUGGAGGGCCAUGCGUGCUGCAUUCAGGAACCACCAGCGAGGAGCUAUCCUCACCACACACUACAUGGAGGAGGCUGAGGCCGUGUGCGACCGCGUUGCCAUCAUGGUCUCCGGCCAGCUCAGAUGCAUCGGCACCAUCCAGCAUCUGAAGGCCAAAUUCGGCCAGGGCUACAGUCUGGAGGUGAAGCUGAGGGAGGAGCUGACGGGACUCCAGCAGGAGGCGCUACUGCACCAGGAGAUCCUCCGAAUCUUUCCGCACGCCGCCCGACAGGAGAGCUUCACCACCCUGAUGGUCUAUAAGGUCCCCAUGGAGGACGUCGGCUCGCUGGCCCGGUCUUUCUCCCAGCUGGAGAACGCCAAACAAACCUUCAACUUUGAGGAGUACAACUUCUCCCAGUCCACGCUGGAGCAGGUGUUCCUGGAGUUUGCCAAGGAGCAGGAGAGCGAGGAGGAUGUGGUGGGACCCCUCAGCACCACCUUCCAGUGGCAGCGGCUGCAGCAGGACGGCUCCACCACCCAGGCAGACAGCACGGUGCAGCAGCUCUGAUCCAUCCACGGCUUUCAUCCCGUCCUCCCUGGAGCACGCCGCGCAGGGCGCUACUCGGCCCGCCGAAGCCCCGGCCCGUCCGCUUCCUCCUGCUGCCUCCAUUCCUCACAGGGAUCCGUUUCUGGGGGCGGGUUUCCUUUCGGGGUUCAGUCGGGUUUUUACGUGUUUUUAUGGCAUGAAUUUAUGGGAAAAUCAAAACCGAGAUCCGUCGAAACCAAAGCAGCACGUCUCUCUUAGAGCUGCUGUUCACUGUGUCAUCCAGAGGGGGCGCUGCUGCGCUGCCAGACUCUGCAGCACAGCGCCCUCUGCUGUCUGCUCUGCCUGAGACGGGUGUGUCCAUCCCUCCACGGCGGAGGAGGUGCUGAUGCCUCCUCCAGCAGGUGUUCUGCUCCUCUGUGGAUGAUGCUGUAAGUUCUGUUUAUCGAUGGAAGCAUCGUUGGUGCAAUACCUUCAACAAAUUGUAAUUUUUUAUGACAUUCAGGGGGAGAGCCGCAGGCUGAAGGGAGAAAAACUUUUGUUUUCUGAUCGUCUUCAGUGGAUAGUUUUUUCUUUGGGUGGGGGGGGUCAUGGAGGGGGGGUUUCAGCCGUUUCCUCAGAGAGUCAAACACUGAUGCUGCCUUCACUUUAACGCGUUUUCUGGGAUGCUCUGUUUACAUGAGGAUUCAGGAUGCAGCCGACCUCAGAGCAGCGCUGCAGGAACGCCUG